Molecule: messenger RNA, 2088 nt
Organism: Prunus armeniaca (apricot)
Lineage: Eukaryota; Viridiplantae; Streptophyta; Magnoliopsida; Rosales; Rosaceae
Source: the annotation of a GenBank genome assembly
AUGGGUCUCUACCUUGUUGGUGCCCUUGUUCCUCUUGUACUAACUCUUAUACUUCAGAAAUCUAAGAAAGCAACAAAACGAGGUUUGCCUGUUAAUGGUGGUGGGGAACCUGGGUUUACAAUCCGAAACCGUCGGUUUACUUCCCCAGUGGAAACAUUAUGGGAAGGUAUUUCAACUCUUGCUGAACUUUUUGAGCAGUCAUCCAAGCGGUUCCAAGAUAGACGCUUUCUUGGAACCCGGGCAUUGAUUGCAAGGGAGGUUGAAAUAUCAAAGGAUGGAAGAUCCUUUGAGAAGCUUCAUUUGGGAGACUAUGAAUGGCUAACCUACGGGAAAGCAUUUGAAGUUGUGUGCAACUUUGCUUCUGGUUUAGCCCAACUUGGGCAUAAAAAGGAAGAACGAGUAGCGAUCUUUGCUGACACAAGAGAAGAGUGGUUUAUUGCAUUGCAGGGUUGUUUUAGGCGCAAUGUCACUGUUGUUACCAUAUAUGCGUCUCUUGGGGAGGAGGCUCUAUGUCACUCAUUAAAUGAGACAGAAGUUACAACUGUGAUAUGUGGGCACAAAGAACUGAAGAAACUGCUAGAUAUAAGUGGACAACUAGACACAGUGAAGCGCAUCAUAUGUAUGGAUGAUGAGAUCCCAUCUAGUGCCUCAUCUGUUGAAAGUAGAUGGAGAAUCACUUCAUUCGAUGUUGUUGAGAGACUUGGGCGAGAGAGCCCUGUUGAACCUGAUCUACCUCUUCCUGCAGAUGUUGCGGUCAUUAUGUAUACAAGUGGAAGUACUGGGUUACCCAAGGGUGUAAUGAUGACACAUGCUAAUGUGCUAGCUGUAGCUUCUGCUGUCAUGACUAUUGUUCCUGGCCUUGGAAGCAAGGAUGUUUAUCUGGCAUACCUUCCCCUUGCUCAUAUCCUUGAAUUAGCAGCGGAGAAUGUCAUGGUUGCUGUGGGAAGUGCCAUAGGGUAUGGAUCUCCAUUGACUCUUAUUGAUACUUCAAGUAAAAUAAAGAAGGGAACAAAGGGGGAUGCAACUGUGCUUGCGCCAACUGUAUUGACAGCAGUCCCUGCAAUUCUUGAUCGUGUUCGAGAUGGAGUGCUGAAUAAGGUAAAUGCAAAGGGUGGUCUAUCCAAGAGAUUGUUUCACUUGGCAUAUGCUCGUAGGUUGUCUGCUGUGAAUGGUAGUUGGUUUGGGGCCUGGGGCCUGGAAAAGUUUCUGUGGAACUUUCUUGUGUUUAGAAAGGUUCGUGCAGUUUUAGGAGGUAGCAUCCGUUUUAUCCUUUCUGGUGGUGCUCCUCUUUCGGGUGAUACUCAAAGAUUCAUCAACAUUUGCAUUGGUUCUCCAAUUGGUCAAGGGUAUGGUCUAACUGAAACUUGUGCUGGCGGGACAUUCUCAGAGUUUGAUGAUACAUCUGUUGCUCGUGUUGGAGCUCCGCUUCCAUGCUCAUUUAUAAAGUUAAUUGAUUGGCCCGAAGGAGGAUAUCUAAAAACUGAUUCCCCAAUGCCGCGUGGAGAGAUAGUCAUCGGUGGUCCAAAUGUUACACUUGGUUAUUUCAAAAAUGAAGAAAAAACAAGAGAGUCAUACAAGGUUGAUGAGAAAGGAAUGAGGUGGUUCUAUACAGGUGACAUUGGGCAAUUUCACGCUGAUGGUUGUCUUGAGAUAAUUGACCGUAAGAAAGAUAUAGUUAAACUUCAGCAUGGAGAGUAUGUCUCCUUAGGAAAGGUUGAGGCUGCUCUUUCAGUGUGCCCCUAUGUUGACAAUAUCAUGUUGCAUGCUGAUCCUUUUCAUAGUUACUGUGUGGCUAUAGUGGUGGCUUCUCGAAUCACUGUGGAAGAUUGGGCUGCAAAGCAAGGAAUUGCUUUUAGUGAUUUUUCAGACUUGUGUGUGAAAGAAGAAACCAUAAAAGAAGUGCAAGCAUCGCUUAUAAAGGAAGCAAAGAAGGCACGUUUGGAGAAGUUUGAGAUCCCUGCCAAAAUCAAAUUGCUUUCUGAACCAUGGACUCCAGAAUCUGGCCUGGUCACUGCAGCUCUCAAGCUCAAGAGAGAUGUCAUUAAGAAGGCUUUCUCUGAAGACCUCUCCAAGUUAUAUGCUUCAUGA